UUCACGCGGUGACUUCCGGACACGCCUCUUCCGUUCGGGGCUGCUUCGGCGCAUUGAGAGGGGACCGGGCCUUGUGUGUGGCGGCGGGUGAGAACCGGAAAGAACCGCCGUGUAUCCAGAGUCCGGGGCCAUAGAGCAGCUUGAAAAAUGAGCAGUUCAGAGGAAGUGUCGUGGAUCAGCUGGUUCUGCGGGUUAAGAGGCAAUGAGUUCUUCUGUGAGGUAGAUGAAGAUUAUAUUCAGGAUAAAUUCAACUUGACUGGACUGAACGAGCAGGUCCCCCACUAUAGACAGGCACUGGACAUGAUCCUGGACCUAGAACCUGAUGAGGAGUUAGAGGACAAUCCAAACCAGAGCGAUCUCAUCGAGCAGGCGGCCGAGAUGCUGUACGGACUGAUCCAUGCCCGCUAUAUCCUGACUAACCGUGGCAUUGCCCAGAUGUUGGAGAAAUACCAGCAGGGAGACUUUGGCUACUGUCCCCGCGUAUACUGUGAGAACCAGCCCAUGUUGCCCAUCGGCCUUUCUGACAUCCCCGGUGAAGCCAUGGUAAAGCUGUAUUGCCCCAAGUGUAUGGAUGUUUACACCCCCAAAUCCUCCCGCCAUCACCACACAGAUGGAGCAUAUUUUGGCACUGGAUUCCCCCAUAUGCUCUUUAUGGUUCACCCAGAGUAUCGACCCAAGAGACCCGCCAAUCAGUUCGUCCCCAGGUUAUAUGGCUUCAAAAUCCACCCCAUGGCAUAUCAACUCCAGCUUCAGGCAGCCAGCAACUUCAAAAGUCCUGUGAAGACAAUGCGUUGAGAUCCACCCUGGUAUACGGUUUCAGUAUCUGGCCUGGUGAACCUCCAAAGCCUCAUCCUACUGCACCAGUCAUGGAGCGAUGUUUUUUUUCUUUCUUUUUUUUUUUUUCGGUGUCUGAUUUUUCACCUUUAUUUUAAUUUUAGUCCUGUUUAAAGAGUAUGUUCAUACAACCUAUGAUGACUGUGUUAAAUAAAAUAAAAUUAUAUAGAAUGAUCCGACACUCGACUUAACCUUU
Hyla sarda is the source of this 1030-nucleotide messenger RNA. It is a transcript of the gene CSNK2B, whose product is annotated as casein kinase 2 beta. The record is from RefSeq and is a predicted model, not a curated record. Lineage: Eukaryota; Metazoa; Chordata; Amphibia; Anura; Hylidae. The coding region runs from base 148 to 795 and encodes 215 amino acids. The transcript is spliced from 7 exons. Gene Ontology annotation, cellular component: protein kinase CK2 complex; cytoplasm. Gene Ontology annotation, molecular function: protein kinase regulator activity.